Messenger RNA from Elaeis guineensis (African oil palm), 1043 nucleotides. Its product is annotated as CASP-like protein 2A1. Lineage: Eukaryota; Viridiplantae; Streptophyta; Magnoliopsida; Arecales; Arecaceae. The record is from RefSeq and is a predicted model, not a curated record.
AUGGGGAGAAGCCCUUUACCCUCUCUUUCCUUCAUCCCCCAUUCAUUCGCCUUCAGCGAUUGUUUGAGAAGAAAACGCUUGUUUGUUUCUCCUUCGUUCCCCCUCUCCCUCGCUUGUAGAGAGGGCUUCAGCGAGUUUGUUUGAGGGAGAGAUGAUGGCGAAGAAAACGAUGGUGGAGGAGGAGGGGAGGAAGACGGAGGGGGAUCAGGGAGAGGAGGGUGGGGGGGAUGGGGGAAGCGGUGUGAGGACGGCGGAGACGAUGCUGAGGGUGGUGCCCAUGGGGCUGUGCCUGGCGGCGCUGGUGCUCAUGCUCAAGAAUGCUCAGGUCAACGAUUUCGGCUCCGUCUCCUAUGCCGACCUCACCCCCUUCAGGUAUCUGGUUUAUGCCAAUGGCUUCUGUGCCGGCUACUCUCUGUUAUCCGCCUCCUGCACGGCCCUGCCACGACCGAACACCUUGUCUCGCUCAUGGCUCCUAUUCUUCUUUGAUCAGGUGUUCACGUAUGUGAUCCUCGCCGCCGGCACGGUGUCGGCAGAGCUGAUGUACCUGGCUUACAAUGGCGACGAGGCGGUGACAUGGAGCAAGGAGUGCGGCGUCUUCGACAGCUUCUGCCAGAGGGCGACGGCUUCCAUCGGCAUCACCUUCGGUGCGGUAGCCUGCUACGCUCUGCUCUCCCUGCUCUCCUCCUAUCGUCUCUUCAGCACCUACGAAGCCCCCCUCCCCUUCGUCGGCAAAACUGGCCUCGAGAUCGCCGCCUUCCCCCGCUGACGUCAUACACCUCCUCUCUCCUCUUGGCAACAUGACAUGUGAGCAGAUGAUGCCAGGAUAUUGUGUGUGUGUGUCUGUCUGUGUGUGUGUGUGUUUGGGGAAAUUAAGACUCAAGUCGCAGCACAAGGAUGCGGUGCUUUUGGAUGAUUCCAACCAUGCACAACGAGGAGGGACUCUUGCUUCCUAAAUAAAGUUGGAUUGUCACUCUUGUAGCUAUUGCUUUGUAUUCCUAUAUAUAAAGUCGUUCAGCUCAGCUGUACCAGUUCUUCGAACGCUA